UCCAAGGCAAGCCAAAACCCCUCAAAUAACUCCCCUCACAACAAAAUUUUCAGACAAGAAAAGAAAGGAAUUCACACCCCCUAUAUCUCUUUGAUCUCUUAAUUUCUUUCUCAGCUAGGAAUUCUUCAAGCUAGGCUCUAGCUUUUCUUGAAAUUCUUCAAACUACUUGAUCACAAACUCUUCUCUUUCAAGAAUAUGGCAAUAGUUUUUUGCAAAAUUGCCAUGAUCCUCCUUCUGGUCAAUUCCCUCAGUUUUUCAGGAGUUCUGUCGCUUGGAAUCAACUACGGCCAGGUCGGAAACAAUUUGCCGCCACCGGAGAAAGUCCUCGAUUUACUGAGCUCUCUCAAGAUAACAAAAGCCAGAAUCUACGACACAAACCCGGAAGUACUAACCGCAUUCGCCAACUCUGGCACUGAGCUGAUCGUAACAGUAGAGAACGCAAUGCUAGCCCAGCUAAUGGAUCCCCAACAAGCCCUCCAAUGGGUCACCACCCACAUCAAACCUUACUUCCCUGCCACAAUGAUCACCAGCAUCGCCGUUGGGAACGAGGUCUUCACCGACGACGACACGACGACGUUUAUCGACAACCUCGUCCCGGCCAUGAUCAGCAUUCACUCCGCAUUGGCGCAAUUAGGUCUAGACACGUACAUCAAAGUUUCAACUUCAAGUUCUUUGGCGGUUCUCCAAGAAUCCUACCCGCCGUCGGCCGGUAGCUUCAAAACCGAAGUCUCCGUCGUCAUGUCGCGGUUGCUGCAGUUCCUGUCCAGUACUAAAUCACCCUUUUGGAUCAAUGCAUAUCCGUAUUUUGCUUAUAAGGACAACGCCAAUAAAAUUCCUUUGAAUUACGUCCUUUUCAAUCCCAACUCAGGCAUGAUUGAUCCCUACACAAAACUACACUACGACAACAUGUUGUACGCUCAGGUUGACGCCGUGAUUUUCGCCAUUGCGAGGCUGGGCUACAGCGGGAUCGAAGUUGGGGUUUCGGAGACGGGGUGGCCGUCGAAAGGCGACGCCAACGAGGUCGGAGCGACGGUUGAGAAUGCUGCGAUUUACAAUCGGAAUCUGUUGAGGAGACAAAUGGCAAAUGAAGGGACUCCCUUGAGGCCUAAUAUGAGAUUGGAAGCUUAUUUGUUUGCUCUGUUCAAUGAGGACAUGAAACCGGGUCCCACAUCGGAGAGGAACUAUGGCCUGUUUCAACCUGAUGGAACUAUGGCUUACAAUGUGGGAUUGUCUGCUUUGUCCACAACUUCAGCAUCUUCGGCUUCAAUCUCUCUCACUUCUUCUGCUACCAAGGCAGCUAGAAUGGAAAAUCAAAGCUUGAUGUACUGGAUGUUUGUGUAUUUGCUGACCUUCCAAGUUUUUAUGAGAAGACCAUUUUAAGCAAAUGGGAGUUCGUGUAAAUAUACAUUAGUUUUUGGUAAGAGAAAAAAAAAAAAAAGGAAAAACAAAAGAAAUUUGUGGCUUUUCCUUUUGCGGUCUUUUUAUUCAUAUUACAGACCACAUGAUAAAGUUAAGUCUCAUUUAAACCAAGACAUUUUGCACAUGACAGACCACCAUUAUCUUUCAAUUCCCUCUUUCUCUAAACAAACAUGCUGUAUUACUUCAGUGGGCCCACAACCUUUAUCAAACGGGUAAAUUUCAAUCAUAUAUACACCCCACGAAAUCAUCAUGAGCCGCAUCUUGUCGACCUCGGGAUCUCAAGACUCAUUUGGCAGAAGAUGAUCAUAUAUUUAAUUAUUUUUUGUUAGAGAAAUUAUUAUUAGCCGUAGCCAUUCUUUGACUAUAGCUAGUUAUUAUAAAGUACGUAUUGUGCAAGAUGUAUUGUAAAAUGACUAUUAUUUCUCAAAUUUGUUCCGACAUUAC
This is a messenger RNA of Morus notabilis, 1863 nucleotides long. Its product is annotated as glucan endo-1,3-beta-glucosidase 11. Gene Ontology annotation, molecular function: hydrolase activity, hydrolyzing O-glycosyl compounds. The transcript has 3 exons. The coding region runs from base 196 to 1380 and encodes 394 amino acids. Gene Ontology annotation, cellular component: plasma membrane. The record is from RefSeq and is a predicted model, not a curated record. Gene Ontology annotation, biological process: carbohydrate metabolic process. Lineage: Eukaryota; Viridiplantae; Streptophyta; Magnoliopsida; Rosales; Moraceae.